This is a messenger RNA of Amphimedon queenslandica, 1299 nucleotides long. RefSeq names its product zinc finger MYM-type protein 1-like. The coding region runs from base 1 to 1299 and encodes 432 amino acids. Gene Ontology annotation, molecular function: protein dimerization activity. Lineage: Eukaryota; Metazoa; Porifera; Demospongiae; Haplosclerida; Niphatidae. The transcript has 5 exons. The record is from RefSeq and is a predicted model, not a curated record.
AUGGCUGUCGAAAAACUAUUUACUAUACCUGCUACUACUCCUGACGUUGGUCAAAUGCUUGUGAGUUAUUUGGCUAAGGACAGAGAACUUAACGGAAUGGUGAAAAGAAAAAAUGAGUCUUAUCUUAGCCAUGAAGUACAAAAUGAGUUACUGAAACUGAUGUCCAAUGCACUUUUAAGAGGGAUUGCUAAUACUCUUCAGAACACAAACUUCAUAACAGUAAUGAUAGAUGAGUGCACUAAUAUAAGCAACACAGAACAGGUUGUAAUAGUUUUACGUUGGGUAAGUGAUGAACUUCUAGCUAAUGAAGAACUCAUAGGCCUUUAUGAGGUUUCUUCUAUUAAUGCCAGCUCUCUAGUUUCUGUAGUGAAGGACACAUUACUACGAUUAAACUUAAGUUUCAACAAAGUAAGGGGCCAAUGUUACGAUGGUGCCAGUAACAUGAGUGGUGCAAAAAGUGGUGUAGCCAAACAGACUCUAGAUGAACAACCUAAAGCUUUUUAUACCCCAUGUUACAGCCAUUCCUUAAACUUGGCAGUUGCGGACGCUAUGAAAAAGUGCAGUACAUUGAAGAAAGCCCUCAAUACUACACAUGAGAUUACUAAAUUAGUGAAGUAUUCUCCAAGAAGGGAGUCUCUGUUCAAAAGCAUCAAAGGGGAUAUUACACCAGGCAGUCCUGGCAUUCGUGUACUUUAUCCAACAAGAUGGACAGUGAGAGCUGACUCAAUGCAAAGCAUUAUUCAAAACUACUCUAUCCUUCAGGAACUUUGGGAGAAAGCAGUUGAAAUUCUCAUUUUGGGAGAAACACUUCUUCGAAACACUGACAAUUUAAGUAGAACUCUUCAGAAAAAGGAAUUUUCUGCUGUUGAAGAUCAACUGGUAGCUACAAUGACUAAGAAAACCCUUUUUGCUCUUAGAAAUGAAGAAAAGUUUGAUCUGUUUUGGGCAAAACUAGAAAUCCUCAGCAAUAACACUCCUGCAGAUAUAAAAGAUAUCUCGGGUGUUAAAACUUACCUACAAAAUCUAUCAACUUUUGAAAAAGAACUGCUAUCAGAGGUUAUUGUUUUAAUGAAGUUGAUUCUUGUUAUGCCAGCUACAAAUAGCACAAGUGAGAGAUCGUUCAGUGCUAUGCGCCGUAUUAAGACCUAUCUCAAAUCAACAAUGACUCAGGAGCAAUUAAAUAGUUUAAUUGUACUUCAUGCACAUAAUGACCUCACAGACAACCUUUCUCUUACAGAUAUAGCUAAUGAUUUUGUGAGUAAAAGUGAACGAAGAUAUCAAGUGUUUGGACAGUUUUAA